Ruditapes philippinarum (Manila clam) is the source of this 4794-nucleotide messenger RNA. RefSeq names its product death-associated inhibitor of apoptosis 2-like. Gene Ontology annotation, biological process: positive regulation of protein ubiquitination; negative regulation of apoptotic process; regulation of cell cycle. The coding region runs from base 1702 to 2859 and encodes 385 amino acids. The record is from RefSeq and is a predicted model, not a curated record. Gene Ontology annotation, cellular component: cytoplasm; nucleus. The transcript has 10 exons. Lineage: Eukaryota; Metazoa; Mollusca; Bivalvia; Venerida; Veneridae. Gene Ontology annotation, molecular function: cysteine-type endopeptidase inhibitor activity involved in apoptotic process; ubiquitin protein ligase activity.
GCAAUUGCUUUUAUUACUUCUUUUUGUUUACGUAAACGUCUUUGUACAGAUCUUAUUUACGAUUCCAAUAAAAUCCGUGAACAUUUGUUAAAUUGUUUUGAACGAAAAGAAAUGACGGAAUUUCCAUUAACUAAGAAAACUUUAAGUAAAAGGAAACAAUAUAGUGAUACAAUUAUUAAUAUUUAUAAUUAUUGUCUAUGUAAUUUACCUGAAUGCCUUGAUGAUAUGGUUUUAUGUGAUAAAUGUAAUAAAUGGUUCCAUAAAAAUUGUAUUAAUGCCCCCAUUGAUGUGUCAUCCAUUGAUAAUGACUUUGAUUGUGGUUUAUGUUCUUAAAGGAAAAACGAACUUUUUUAUAAUAUAUUUUACAUUUAUUAAGAUUCACUUUAAUAUAUUAGUUUAUUAAAUUUAUUAUAUUCUUUAUAGCUAUAUACAUAUAUUGAGUUGUUACAUUGAUAUUAUUAUUUGUAUGUGUAAAAUAAAUUCAUGUACCGAAUGUGUUAUAUUGCUUAAAUAAAAUUGCAAUGAAGUUCAUUCUUUAUCUUCGUUUUUAUUACUGCACAAUAUUACUAUACAUUAUCAUUAUCUAUUUUAUUAUAAUUUUAUCUCACACAUCAUUCUACACUAUAUCUAUAGCGCCCGCUUUUUUCCUCUAUAUCUAUAUCGUCCGCUUUUUCUCUAUUUAUUUAUAUUGUCCGCAAAAAUAGGGCAAAGAGCGGACAGGUUCAAUCAGGUAGCAUGUUGUUGACACUUAAUUGUCGUUAAUUUGCAACACGUGUCCGUCACAAGAGUAUACGUCUACUCUAAAUUUCUAUAUCGUCCGCUUUUUUCCUCUAUAUCUAUAUCGUCAGCGUUUUCCCUAUAUAUCUAUAUUGUCCGCAAAAUGCGUAUCAUGUUAUCUCUAGCUAAGUGCCGACACGAUUAAUCAGUAGCGUGUUGUUCACACUUAUAUAAUUACCGUUAAUUUGCAGCACGCUUCUGCUUAUAUUGUAUCAAUAAAAAACAACAGCCUGUCAUUACUUAUUUAUAUCAAUAAUUUAUGAUUAAAAAUUACUCUUACAAACUUUUGAUUUUGAAAAAUCAAGGCUUUUUUUUAUUUUGCGAACAAAAAUUUUGUCCGCCUACUGCACAUAAAGACAUACAAAAACAAUGCCAAAAUGAAAUACAUAUCCUUAAUUACAUAUCAGCUGUUGCCAAUUUAGUACCAUCAUUGUAAUUCUAAAGACAUUCAUUUGAUCCAUUUGUUUCAUAUAUUAGUUUUCAAUAUUUAGAAAUUCCGAAAAUGUGUCAUAUAAAUAUAAUAUAAAAUUCAUUGACAUUCAAUCAUAAAUUACUUUAAUAUUUCUCCCAAUUUGCUAAUUUAUUAUAUUUUUUUAUAUAUUAAAGUAUAAAUCCAAUUACACGUCAUUUUUAUAAACUUCAUCAAUGCCCAAAAUCAUCACCAGUUAGUCCACACUAUAUAUCCAUAUCGUCCGCUUUUUUCCUCUUUGUCUAUAUUGUCAGCGUUUUCCCUAUAUGUUUAUAUUGUCCGCUUAAGGCGUCCGCGUUUUAGACAGGCCCACUGUAUAGUACAUGUUUAUGACAUUUCACAACAGCUAUAAUUAUUGUGUAAUGCCAUUUAUUAGGAGUAAAUAAUAAAGAAAAUUACAACAGGGAUUCCAAAAGAAUUGAUUAUCGUAUCAAUCAGUGAGAAAAGCUUUUAAAAUGGCGCAUAAAACGGUUGUGGAGAAAAUGAAUGAAAUACAGCAGGUUAUAGAAGAAACAUCAAAAAUAAUAAUUGGUUCGCAAGAAAUAAUAGAGAAAUUGGCCAGUAAAGAAAUUGGAGAAGAAUAUUCGAGUAUUGAACAGUGCUUGCAACAGUUGAAGAUGAAAACUGAACAGACAGAACUUGUUCUUCAAGAUGUCCUUUCUUGUGUUCAACGUAGGGCUGACAGAUUUUCUUUACCAAAAUAUUCUAAGUAUGCAAGCAAAACUGCCAGGGUGACAAGCUACAAUGAUUGUGGAGACAUUGUGAUACCACCAGAUAGUUUAGCUACCUCAGGAUUUUUCUAUGCUGGUUUUGGUGACUGUGUUAGGUGCUUCCAAUGUGGAGUUGGUCUUUGUCAUUGGUCAGAAGAAGAUGAUCCUUGGAUCGAACAUAGUAGAUGGUCAAAGGAUUGUUUAUUUGUUAAACACGUGAGAGGUCAAGAGUUCGUGAAUCUUGUACAAAUGGCUGUAAAGUAUUCUCAGAAUACAAAUGGAAACAGCCAGGCUACAGUCACCAAUAAAGCUGCAUCAACCAACGAGUGUUCUGCCAAUGUUGAAAUAGAGCGCCAAAUGCAUACAGAUGCUGUCCAAAGUGUGCUAGAGAUGGGUUACAGUCAAGAUGUUAUACGGAAUGCUCUAAGUGCAAUAAGAAAUAGAGAUGAUGGGCGGGCAUUAAAUGCCACAAUUUUGAUGGAGAAAAUCUUUGAAUUAGAAGAUGAAGCAUCCGCCUUGGUCCAAGGCACACCAGAGAAUCAGAUUGGCAUCAAUUAUUUUAGUUCAGCGUCAUCAAAGAGCGCUAGCAUUGAAUCGGUCGUUGUGUCCGAAUUGCCUCCAGCGACAAAUUCAUACAGUGGACCAACGGAAUUAUUCAGAACUGAAACACCCUCACUUGAUAUAUCAUGUGAUGGUAUUGAUGAGAUGUGGGAGCUGCAGAUCGAAAACCAAAGACUGAGAAACAUACUCUUUUGCCGCCAUUGUAAGGUCGAAUUUCGUGAAAUUGUGUUUCUAAGUUGCCCUUGUCCACAUCUUUUGUUCUGCAAUAUAUGUUACUUAUUAUAUGAUAUUUGUCCAGUGUGCAACACUCCAGUCAAAGCUUUGAUGAAUGUAAGGAGGUAAAAUAUGAACCAAGUUGUUUCCUCCAGAAUAAUAGAGACAUAAACUCUUUCAAAUAACUUUUCACAUAUUGCAUUUCUAAUUUGUUUGAAAAUGAAAACAAACAAACACACAUUCGGCAAUCAUAAACAAAUGUCAACUGUCUUUCGUGUGACGUAUUUGACGACGUGUGAUAUGACUUCUUGCAUAACAAACCUGGCUGAAUAUUUUCUAUUCAUCAGCAAUACUAUGUUACUAUGUUAUAAUAAAUAUAGACAAAAGCAAUAUGUACAGUUUAAUCACUUAGAUGUCAAUACUAUUAGAAAUUAUCAUUUUAUAGAUCAUGUAACUCAUUUUUAUGGUUUUAUAUCAUAAAUAUAAUGCUCAAAUGAAGAUUUACCAAUAUUGUAAGUUUCAAAAACCAUUAUUUGUAAAGAAAUUACCGAAUUUACAUUUUCAUUUUAAGAAAGUAAGGUAACUAAAAAUUUAUAAUCUAUAAAUAAGAAUUUAUUUUCUAUAAAGUCUAAGUCAAAUUCAUCAAUAAGAAAUGAAAUGAUGUAUUUUAAUGAGUACAAUAUUUGCAGUAUGAAUUUUACAUAUUUAGAAGCAUAAUUAUAUACAUAAGAAUAUAUAAAAUCUCUCUUGAGUGUGGUAACAACCUAAAUCACAGCAUACAGGAAAAUCGUAUCUUUUCAACAAAUACAUCUCCCUUCUGUCCCAAAUGUAUGGGGAAAACACUGUCAUUUACAAGACAUAACUACGAAUUAUAGGUAAUGGCAUGGAAACUGCACAUACUUUUUGUUUUUCAAUUAGACAUGUUAUAUUAAUUGGUGUCAAAAUGCGGUUUUAAUUACAGAGUGUUAUUCUUCCUUGCAUAAAGUGACAGUGAAUUGACUUGUUUACAUUUAAAAUGUAAUGAGAUAAGUAUUUGUAAUAUCAUGUCAAAAUUUCUUAGCGGCUAACAAGGGAUUCAAUUUCGUAAUCUGUUUAAACUUGACAAAUAGAUUAACUUUGAUUUUUUUUAAUUAUAACAUUUCUGUAAGUUGCAUACUAGAUAAAACAGCAAAAAAACUGAUUAUCAUAAAAUAGUGUUGUUGAUUAAAACAAAGGUUUUAUUAACAUUGCAUGCUGUAACUUAUGACCAUUAAUGUUUGCAAUGUUAUUUCAACUUACAUUAACUCGUUUGUUACAUAAUGCAAGAGUUGAAAUACUAUUGAUGAAGUCUAGGUCAAUAUACAAUGACUAAUCAAAGUUAACUACAGCAAUGUUACUUUUGCAAAUAUUAUCGUUACUGUUGUUAAAAUAAUGAUUUUUGUUUGAAUGUAAUGCAUGUCUACAGAAACAUAUUCUGUCUUACUGGCUAGGAAAGACGUAUGUAAUUAUAGACUCAGUGGGCGCCUUAUUGUUAAAUAUUUUUAUAGAUUAUACACUAUGUGUAUUGACUAUGUUUCAAAUACCUUUAUGAAUUCCAUUGUACGGUGUAUACAACAAAUUAUAAAAAAAUAUGCUGAUAAUUUUUUGCAACUUUUUGCCAUAAUAACAAUGUAACUUACUGAAAUCAUUAUUAUAUUAGCACGUAAAUAGUAUUAAUCGAUGUUCACUGUACUGUAAAAUGAACAUGUCAUAUUGACAAAGUAGUAUCUUUUGUUGUUGUUUUCUUAUACAUUUUGCGAGGAUCAUUCCAUAUUUGAACGCUUGUUCGCAAGGUGUUCACUCUUAAGAUAAUAAUUUACUAAGCAUAUAUUUUACCAAGGUUGAUUGAAUGCCGCACUUGCUUUUGAUCUUGUUUUUCAUAUUGUAGAUUAUUAUCUUACAAACAUUGGCUAAAGCGACCUUGUUUAACAAUGUUUCUUAUACUUAGGUAACAUUGAUUCAAUUUAUUGAAUGAUUUUCGUAAUUAACAUCAACUUGUUAACAAAUGUUUAUCAAAGUUAUCAAAUAAAAGUGUACUACUUUUUA